Molecule: messenger RNA, 1566 nt
Organism: Cariama cristata (Red-legged seriema)
Lineage: Eukaryota; Metazoa; Chordata; Aves; Cariamiformes; Cariamidae
Product: deleted in malignant brain tumors 1 protein-like
Exons: 7
Cellular component (GO): cell surface
Source: RefSeq, a predicted model, not a curated record
GUUGGAUGGUGCAUGCCAGAAUGACUAUAUUGAGGUCUAUGAUGGGCCACCCAAUACUUCUCCUCUCCUUGCAAGAAUUUGUUCUAGUUCUGUUCUCAUGUACACAUCAUCCUCAAACUUUAUGACGGUCAAAUUUCACAGUGACUCCAGAUACUCCAGUAGUGGAUUUCAUGCUGAGUAUCAGUCCGUUCCAGCAGACCAGAACACCAACCAACAAUUACAUCAACUGAGGUUAUAUUCAAUAUUCCGUACAACGGCUGUGGUACACGUAGACAGGUUGGUGUCAACAUAUAUUGGAGUGCUCUCCAAGUCUGAGCAUGGAAAUUUAACAGACGUGCGAAAAAUCAUCGUGAAUGGCAAAGCGUGUUGUAACCCACAGGGCAACAAUGAAACGAUCAACUACUCCAAUGUGAUAAAAGUGCUUGCUUCUGGUAACAUCAUCAAGAGACAAAAGGACCUUCACUUGCAGAUCAACUGCAAAAUGCUCCAGAACACCUGGGUGCAAACAAUGUACAUUGCCGAUGACACCAUUAACAUCAGUGAAACCCAGUAUGGCAGAUAUGAUGUUAACUUGACGUUCUACAAUUCCUCAUCUUUCCUGUGGCCAGUGCAUGACUUUCCAUACUACGUUGACUUGAAUCAGGAUUUGUUCCUUCAAGCUUCUCUUCACAGUUCUGACUCAAAUCUGGUGGUGUUUGUGGACACAUGUGUGGCAUCACCUGAUCCCAGCAAUUUUAGAACACUGACCUAUGAACUCAUCAGAAGUGGGUGUAUUAAGGAUCCUACCUACUCUUCUUAUUAUUCACCGUACAGCAAUGUUGCUCGGUUUGCAUUUAAUGCAUUUUCAUUUGUUAAUCGAUAUCCGUCAGUUUACCUGCAGUGUGAGCUGGUAGUGUGCAGGAACCAUGACUACAAUUCCCGUUGCUAUCAAGGCUGUGUUAGUAAGUUCAAGAGGAAUGCAGGUUCUUCCCAGGAAAAAGUGAAUGUUGUCAUUGGACCUGUCCGGUUUUGGGAAGCUCAUGCUGAGAACAGGAAUGCUGAGCUGGCCUCUGACAUCCAGACAGAAGGGGAGUCUCAGAGCUCAGUGCCUGCUACCACCUCCCACGUUCCUCUGGCAGUGACCAUCGUGGUGCUGGUAGCUGCUGUUCUCACGGUGGGAGGAUUUCUUCUGAAGCAUAAACUGCAGAAACCCAUCCCAUACCAGAUAAUGAAAGACCACUACAGCACCAAAGAACUUCACAGUGCCAACAACCUCAACACUGGAGACAACCUUCACAGAAGAGAUGACCUCCAUAGAGCAGAAAACCACCACAGAACCAAUGACCUCUCUAGCAGAGACAACCCUCAUACCAUCAACAUUCCCCAUAGUGGAGACGACCUCCCUAAUGGAGUUGAUCACCACAGCACCACCAACCUCCCUAACAGAGACAUCCUCCCUAGCAGAGACAACCACCUCAGCGCCAAUGACCUCCCAAGCAGAGACGACCACCACAGCUAUAAUGGCUACCACAGCAGAGAGGAGCACACCAGAUCCAGUCACCACCACAAUCUGGCCAGAUUCGACAG